CAUGCAAACUAAUUAAACAAACAAACAAAGUGGAACAAUAGCAUAUGAUGUUACAACUGUAUAUGCAGAAAUCAUUUUCAAAGUUAGGAUUAUUUAAUGAACUUCCACACCUCGGAUUCAGAGAUCCACCAGUUGAGAAACCCUUCAUUCUCAUCCUAACCAAAAUCAAAAUGGAUGCAAGGUCAUAUUUUUCAUUUUCCAUUCUUCUUUUCAUUGCAGUCAUCAUAGGAUUCAUAGCUUCUUAUCAUUCGGCUGAAGCAGCUAUGUCUAAAGGAUCUUUUGAAGAUAAUUUCAGCAUAAUGUGGUCUGAAGACCAUUUUACUACUUCUACUGAUGGACAGAUCUGGUAUCUCUCCUUAGAUAAUGACACAGGAUGUGGAUUUCAAACAAAACAAAGAUAUAGAUUUGGGUGGUUUAGUAUGAAGUUGAAAUUGGUAGGAGGUGAUUCUGCUGGUGUUGUGACAGCUUAUUAUAUGUGUACAGAAAAUGGUGCAGGGCCAACGAGAGAUGAACUUGAUUUUGAGUUUUUGGGAAAUAGAACAGGACAACCAUAUUUGAUUCAGACAAAUGUGUACAAGAAUGGAACCGGUAAUCGCGAGAUGAGACAUAUGCUAUGGUUUGAUCCUACUGAGGAUUAUCACACCUAUUCCAUCCUUUGGAAUAAUCACCAGAUAGUGUUUUUUGUGGAUAGAGUUCCAAUAAGAGUAUUCAAGAACAAUGAUAAACCAAACAAUUUCUUCCCAAAUGAGAAGCCAAUGUACUUGUUUUCAAGUGUAUGGAAUGCAGAUGAAUGGGCCACAAGAGGUGGACUUGAAAAAACAAAUUGGAAAUUAGCACCAUUUGUGUCAUCCUACAAGGAUUUCAGUGUUGAUGCUUGUCAAUGGGAAGAUCCAUUUCCUAAAUGUGUUUCAACCACAACAAAAAAUUGGUGGGAUCAAUAUGAUUCUUGGCAUCUUUCUGGGGAUCAGAAAAUGGAUUAUGCUUGGGUUCAAAGAAACCUUGUCAUUUAUGAUUAUUGCAAUGAUUCUGAACGUUUUCCAAUUUUGCCUGAGGAGUGUUCAUUGAGUCCAUGGGAGUAAUGUAUUAAGGGGAUUAUAUAUCUUUUUGUGUCAAAAUCUUUUAGUUAGUAGAGCUUUUUUUUAUUCAUUUGCUAUAUUCUUUUCAGUAAUGUAAAAGCACAUCUCAUAAUAGAUAAAGUUCACAUCGUUUAUGAAUCAUUAUACUUGUAUCAGUGUAUGAUUCAUUACCAUUAUUCUCAGCAUGAGUCUUGAGAAAGUGCAUGGAAACAUGAUGAAAAUAGUACUAAAAACUCUAUCCAUAUGUACAUGUUAAAGAUAUUACUCCAUUGAGUAUCAAUGUUUUUAUAAAAAAUGCAAUUAUAUAAA
Molecule: messenger RNA, 1385 nt
Organism: Trifolium pratense (red clover)
Lineage: Eukaryota; Viridiplantae; Streptophyta; Magnoliopsida; Fabales; Fabaceae
Product: probable xyloglucan endotransglucosylase/hydrolase protein 8
Exons: 4
Coding region: 45-1079 (344 amino acids)
Biological process (GO): xyloglucan metabolic process; cell wall biogenesis
Cellular component (GO): apoplast; cell wall
Molecular function (GO): hydrolase activity, hydrolyzing O-glycosyl compounds; xyloglucan:xyloglucosyl transferase activity
Source: RefSeq, a predicted model, not a curated record